Molecule: messenger RNA, 364 nt
Organism: Colletotrichum godetiae
Lineage: Eukaryota; Fungi; Ascomycota; Sordariomycetes; Glomerellales; Glomerellaceae
Exons: 1
Source: RefSeq, a predicted model, not a curated record
UGUGAUGUUAUCAGAAUAGUUUGCUGAUUAUUAUUGGGCAGGAUCAUUUGCUUGACAGUGACAACAAGGGUUGUGCCGGCAUGGCCCUUGAUUGAGACCAGCCUGAGGAUUUGCACAAUGCUUUACCCCUGCAUCGAUCAUGUAACCACAAUGAUGACACCGCCAACCGUAGGGUAUGAGGUACUCCUUGGCAUAGCAUUUGUCCCUCGAACAAACACCUUGCGUUGACACGGACGCAGUCGAUAAGGGACUACAGCGCAAUAGCGUUCCGUAUUGCCUGUGAAGACGAGCAGGACGAUUUCUAUGUUGAAGAUGCGUGCGACUGGCUGUCCAGAAUGUUCGAGCCUCUCGUCACCCAGCUGGC